This is a messenger RNA of Aspergillus puulaauensis, 1107 nucleotides long. RefSeq lists its product as uncharacterized. The transcript is spliced from 8 exons. Gene Ontology annotation, molecular function: FMN binding; oxidoreductase activity. Bases 1 to 1107 code for a protein of 368 amino acids. The record is from RefSeq and is a predicted model, not a curated record. Lineage: Eukaryota; Fungi; Ascomycota; Eurotiomycetes; Eurotiales; Aspergillaceae.
AUGGCGGCACACAUGGCUCCCCUGGCCCAGCCCAUCACCCUGCAGCUCUCCGGAAAGGUGAUCAAAAAUCGCAUGUAUAGGACUCCUCUAAGCGAAUAUGCGUCCACCUAUGACGAAAACAACGUCGAGAACAGCGGAAAGCCACUGCCGCGAUAUGAAGAGCUAUACCAGGAGCUCGCCCACGGUGGCGCCGGUCUCAUCUGUACCGGAAACAUCCCUAUUCACCGAGAUAACCUCGAGAACUACAACAACGCGGUCCUCGACAUCAACAACCCCUGGGACCCCGUGGAAGCGUUCGCACCCGCUGUCAAGGCGGCCAAGUCUCGCGGUGCUAUUUUCCUGCCCCAGUUACAGUUCCCUGGACGCCAGGUCCCUGAGUUCCUGAACCCUAACCCAAAGUCUUCGUCAGACCAGCAUCUGGGCCCCUGUCUGAAUAAAACAUACGGCAGGCCAUCACCGCUUACAAAGGACGAGAUCAAGGAUCUGAUACGCCGAUAUGUAUGGGCAUCCGAGGUCCUCCACAAAGCUGGAGCGGAUGGAAUUAUAUUGCACGCCAGUCAUGGAUAUAUCAUGCAGCAGUUCCUGUCUCCAUUGAUUAACAAGCGCACUGAUGAGUACGGGGGAAGCCUCGAGAAUCGGGCCCGCUUUAUUCUGGAGAUUGUCAACGCCGUCAAGGCCAGACUUCCCUUGAACAAAUUCGUCAUUGCCGCGAAGCUGAAUUGCCAUGACUUUAUUGAGGGCGGAACAAGCUUUGCAGAGAUGUGCGUCGUCAUAAAGUGGCUCGAAGACGCUGGCGUUGACUUCUUCGAUAUCUCCGGUGGCACAUAUGCUUCACCUGCAUGGAGAGGAAAUAUCAUGACAGAGCUGACCGAGCGCCCAUCGCAAAAAGAACGUGGGAGCUAUUUUAUUGAAUGGGCGCAAGAGCUCAAGAAGGUUCUGACUCGCGCGGUCAUCGGAACUACGGGUGGGUGGCGUGAUAGCCAUCGCAUGUCAGAGGCUGUGGAACACGGUGAUAUCGACAUGAUCGGGCUUGGUAGGCCCUUGCGAGAAGAUCCAAACUUUGUCAAUCAGGUCCUGCGUGGAGAGGUGAGACGGAGCAACCUAUAG